AUGAUGAUCACUGCAGCUCGACUUUACCCUGCCAGGGCUCUCUUCGCUCGGCCAACCCGUAUAUCAUCAUGCCUCUUUAGCACUGCCACGACGCCGGUUGUGUCUCAAGGCGUGAGCGAAAGCCGACUGACAGACGAGCUGAACCAGUUGCUUCAAGCUGGAUGGACUCUCGACGAAACUCGCUGCGGCAUUGAAAAGGUCUAUUAUUUCAAAACAUACACUAAAUGCCAGGACUUCUUCAACACUGUUGCCAUUCGAAGUAAAGCGAAGAAUCACCAUUCCGUCAUGACGAUUAAAACCGGCUCUGUCCAUGUUCACUGGACAACCCAUCAUCCGCGUGGGCUCUCGUUGCAGGAUACCAUUAUGGCUCGAUACUGUGAUGAGCAGUCGUCAUCCAUUGGGACUGUGGAGCAGAACCAAAGCAAGAAAUGCCAUCCUACACCGGCAUAG
Messenger RNA from Microsporum canis CBS 113480, 450 nucleotides. Its product is annotated as pterin-4-alpha-carbinolamine dehydratase family protein. Gene Ontology annotation, biological process: tetrahydrobiopterin biosynthetic process. Bases 1 to 450 code for a protein of 149 amino acids. The record is from RefSeq and is a predicted model, not a curated record. The transcript has 3 exons. NCBI's taxonomy places the organism in Eukaryota, Fungi, Ascomycota, Eurotiomycetes, Onygenales, Arthrodermataceae. Gene Ontology annotation, molecular function: 4-alpha-hydroxytetrahydrobiopterin dehydratase activity.